CAGACUGGUUGUUGCGAGUGGCCGAUUGCUCGUCUCCGGCACCGAGGAGUGUACGUUCGGAAGCUAUCAUCUGGCUGUCAGCCGAUGGUAAACAGUUCUCCGGUAUACACCACGGUGCGCAGACGUCCGUACGUACGUAGUGCAACGUAUGUACGUAUGCAUACGCGUGUAUAUGUGGGUGAGCCUAUAGAGAAAGAGAGAGAGAGAGAGAGAGAGAGACAGAGGAGAAAUAAUUGAAUACACAUUCUCUGUCCAUGCGCGCUUUAUUUACUCGUGAAGCGGGGUGAUUCUGACAUGAGGACCAUCUGACAUUGCAGCCAAAAGCACAUUUACUAUCGUGCUUGUCAUCGCGGUGACGGAUCUCUUCAGGUGCAAUCACCGAUGGAGCUCCGAAGAGAUAUGCAAUUGGACAAGCCGUGGAUGCAGCCGAGAGCCGGCAGUGGCGGGGCCCAUCCGGGCGGAACAGGUGACGAUGAGGCCCCGAAAGAUCCGGGCGCGCGGAUCACCCAUCAGUCUUACACGGAAAAAGAUUAUGAAGGUCACAGAGCGCACACGGUGUAUGUGGGCGUGCAUUUACCAGGGGAAAGAAGACACCGCCGACACCAUAAACAUCACCAUUCGCAACGGCAGCCGUACCCCUGUGGUAAGGAGGACGCCGACAACGAUAGACCAAUCACUCCACCAGCCCAGAGAGUGCAGUUUAUCCUUGGCGAGGAAGUCGGUGAUGAUGCACACGAAUCGCAUCCGUUGUUCUCGGAAAUGGAGGAGCUCAUUAAGGAUGGCGAUGAAAUGGAAUGGAAGGAAACAGCGAGAUGGAUCAAGUUCGAGGAAGAUGUCGAAGAAGGUGGCAAUAGGUGGAGCAAACCUCAUGUUGCCACCUUAUCACUGCACUCACUCUUUGAAUUAAGGAGUCUGCUUUUAAACGGGACCGUCAUGCUCGAUAUGGAAGCAGGCAGCUUAGAACAAAUAGCUGAUCUUGUUCUCGAUAACAUGAUUAAUAAAGGAGUAUUGUUAGUCGAAUUGCGAGAGAAGGUGAGAGAAGCCCUUCUUGUCCGACAUCGGCAUCAACACGAAAGACGUAAAGACAAUAACAUGUCGAAGUUACCGAUCAUAAGAUCAUUAGCUGAGAUAGGACGCAAUCAUUCCUCCUCAAAAAAUAGCGACUGUUCAUGUGGUAUGCAUGCGUUGUUGACGUCAGAUUUGCAGGAGCGUCGUGAUCCAAAGGAUAUUUACGUACCGUCCGUGGCUCGCAGCAGCAGCUGCCCGAAUUCGAACAUGGCUCCGCUGUCGAAAGAGGCGAAAGAUCUCAAAGGGCCGUAUCUUCUGGUUCCAGUGGAGGAAUCGAAUUCCGCUCCGGCGAUCGCCGGCGCAACAAGUCAGGGCAGUGGAGCAGCGCUGAAUGCUGGUAGCCGCUUCCUUGCGAUACCCGGCAAUCCCGGCCAAGAACCAGGCAGCAACGGCAUGGAUCGAAGUCCCAGCAGCGUGUCUAUCAGCAGAAAUCACAGCUCCUCCGCUUUAGAAAACGGAGACGUUAAUCAUAAGGGUAAUACACACUUUAUGAGGAAGAUACCAGCCGGCGCUGAGGCAAGCAACAUACUCGUAGGUGAAGUCGAUUUUCUCGACAAGACUUUGUCCGCAUUCAUCCGGUUAAGCCAAGCUGGAAUAAUGGGAGAUCUGACAGAAGUUCCUGUUCCGACAAGAUUCAUUUUUGUCCUCUUGGGACCCAUGGGUGGGAUUUCGGGUUUCCAUGAGAUUGGUCGAGCUAUGGCGACCUUGAUGUCCGACGAAGUCUUCCACGAUGUGGCUUACAAGGCAAAAAAUAGAAAUCAUCUCUUAGCUGGUAUUGACGAGUUCUUAGAUGCCGUGACGGUAUUACCACCCGGUGAGUGGGAUCCAGCAAUCAGAAUAGAACCGCCAGCCGCUAUACCAUCGCAGGAAGUCAGAAAGAGACCCAAAGAGGAAAAGCCUAAGGAAGAGUUCGACGAGGAAGCUGAUGAACAAAAGCUAAGGGAAGAAUCCGGUCUUUCGAGGACUGGUAGACUGUUCGGCGGUCUGAUUAACGACAUUAAAAGAAAAGGUCCAUUUUACUUUUACGAUUUCAAGGAUGCCCUUGCACUUCAAUGCGUCGCGUCUUUUAUUUUCUUGUAUUUCGCCUGCUUGUCACCCAUCAUUACUUUCGGUGGCCUCCUCAGCGAGGCUACCGGAAAAAACAUGGCUGCUAUGGAAUCGCUAGUUUCCGGUUUCGUCUGCGGCAUUGGAUAUGGCUUCUUCUCUGGUCAGCCAUUGACUAUACUUGGUUCCACCGGCCCAGUUUUAGUUUUCGAGACGAUUGUCUACGAAUUCUGCAAAAAAGUCGACUGGAGUUAUAUGUCUUUCCGUUUUUGGAUCGGUACAUGGAUCUCCAUAAUUUUGAUGAUUCUCGUGGCUCUUGAUGCAAGUGCUUGCGUUUGUUAUAUCACUCGAUUUACGGAGGAAAAUUUUGCCACUCUCAUCGCCUUCAUUUUUAUCUAUAAGGCAAUCGAAAACGUGCUUUCAAUUGGCAAGAAAUAUCCCUUAAACACCUAUUCCAGCGAAACAAUGGACUAUGAUUGCUGGUGUAAACCACCGAAUACCAGUCUGCCAUCCAGUUAUAACAAUAUGAAUUGGACUAUGUUAGAUAAAACAACUUGCGAGAAUUACAAUGGCAGUAUGGUGGGCGAUGGCUGCAACAUACCACAUUAUGUACCCGACGUGUUCCUUAUGUCAAUUAUCCUAUUCAUGGGCACGUUCUUAUUAUCAAUAGAGCUGAAGGAUUUCAAGAAUGCUUUAUUUUUUCCCUCAAAGGUGAGACAAGUGGUGAGCGAUUUUGCAGUAAUAAUAGCGAUAUUCUCUAUGAGCACAUUGGAUCAUUUCGUGGGCAUUCCAACACCGAAAUUGGAAGUGCCGACGGAAUUCAAACCAACAUUGGAAGGACGAGGAUGGAUAAUCUGGCCUUUUCAAGGGAAUCCGUGGUGGAGUGCUAUCGGGGCAUUCCUCCCUGCUUUGUUGGGUACUAUAUUGAUUUUCAUGGAUCAGCAAAUCACGGCCGUUAUUGUUAAUAGAAAAGAGAACAAAUUAAAGAAAGGAUGCGGGUACCAUUUGGAUCUUUUUGUUCUAUCGAUCUUGAUCGAGAUAUGCUCGGUAAUGGGACUUCCAUGGUUUGUUGCAGCGACAGUCCUCUCUAUAAACCAUGUAAACUCAUUAAAAUUGGAAUCCGAGUGCGCUGCGCCGGGCGAGAAGCCGCAGUUUUUAGGUGUUCGUGAACAAAGAGUUACUCACAUACUGAUAUUCCUGAUGAUCGGGUGCUCGGUGCUCCUAACACCGAUGCUAAGAAACAUACCGAUGCCGGUGCUAUUCGGUGUCUUCCUAUAUAUGGGUGUCGCGUCGCUAAAAGGUCUUCAAUUCUUCGAUAGAAUUCUGAUAAUGCUGAUGCCUGUUAAGUAUCAACCAGACUACAUGUUCCUUCGCCAGGUUCCGUUGAAACGUGUACAUAUGUUCACUGCGAUUCAACUUGCUUGCCUCGCUUGUCUAUGGCUCAUAAAAUCCUUCAGUCAUACUUCUAUUUUGUUUCCUUUAAUGCUCGUGGUAAUGAUUGGCAUACGCAAAUCCCUGGAUUUGAUGUUUACGCAACGCGAGCUGAAAAUCCUCGACGACAUAAUGCCGGAAACAACCAAGAAACAUGCCGACGAUCUUCGUAAGCUGGAGAACGGCGAGGAACACAACGAAAUGGGAUAUGGACCUCCUGCAGGGAACAUUCAGAUCUCUUUAGCUAAUGGGAACAUCAUGAAGAUUCCUUUGGCAAGUAUCAAUAUCAGCGAGGAAGUGAAUAAAACUGGUAUCUGGCAACAAGUCAAUGAAGGCAAUGAAAAAACGAAACAGUCAAAAUCACUAAUCAAUGUGGGAAAGCAAAAGAAGCAUCCAAAGAAGGACAACUCAUUGAUAGCUGACGAGACAACGAGACUGACGACAAUGACCGAAGAGGACGAAGAUGACAGUGGGAUCUCGAUCAAGGUAGAUUUAAUACGAUCCAAGGAAAGCAUCAGUCCUUUAAAAACAAAUGGUACUACCUCAGCCGAAACUUCCGUUUAACAAGAGGAUACCAAAAACAAAUGCUAAUGCAAUAUAUUAGUUGUUUAUUCAAUCGUUUCAAAACUUUCAUCUUUAGAGAGUUUUUACUCUGCAAUGUCUUUCUGAAUUGCCAUUUAACCGACAUAACAUACAUAAGAUGAGAGUCAUAGAUCAUGCCAUUUAAUUCUCAUGAACUUGUACUCUUCUACAAAUGUCCUAUCUAUUACGUUUAAUUGAAUAAUAUUUGUAUUAUAUAUAUCAAACAAUGCGCGUCGCUCUUUGCGAGUACAUUACAAUUUAUACACAACUGUAAAUGAGAUCCUCAUUCAUAGUCUCAACAUGUUUGUACAUAAAAUUCAAUCAUUCGAAGAUUCGCCAAUAGUAUUCAAUAAAUUCAAUUGUGAUUUUAUGAAAGUUUAUUUCUCAUCUUCGUUA
Molecule: messenger RNA, 4521 nt
Organism: Atta colombica
Lineage: Eukaryota; Metazoa; Arthropoda; Insecta; Hymenoptera; Formicidae
Gene: Ndae1
Product: sodium bicarbonate cotransporter 3
Exons: 22
Coding region: 382-4107 (1241 amino acids)
Biological process (GO): bicarbonate transport; monoatomic anion transport; regulation of intracellular pH
Cellular component (GO): plasma membrane
Molecular function (GO): sodium:bicarbonate symporter activity; monoatomic anion transmembrane transporter activity; solute:inorganic anion antiporter activity
Source: RefSeq, a predicted model, not a curated record